UAGACAUUUUAAUUAAAAAUGAUGAAUAUAUUUGACUUGUUACAUUUUUAUUUGGGUUUUAAUAAAAUCCACUUAUGUAUUAUUAAUUCAUUGAAUAUGAUAGCCUAACAUAUAUUAGAGGUUUAAUAUAAUAUUGAAAUUUGUUCACAUUUUUUGUUAGGUGAGCUCACAGAAUUUAAGUCGAAUUGGCAUUUAGAUUGCCGCUUUGGAAACUAGUGGUUUCACUCCUUUUACUCUUUUACCAGGAAAACAGGGGCACAUGAGCCGCAAGUCUUUGGCGACUACCACCAUGAUAAUACUUGGUUGACCAUGCAUGUAGGUGAAAACCCAAUCAUGCCCACAUCUAACUACCUUUAGCAUUACAAAUCCAAGGACAAAGUAGUCAUUCCAAUUCAAAAGCAAACAAAGCCAUGAAUACUGCUGGCCACAACCUCUGGUUUUUCGUAAACUUUGGGCACCAAAUCCAAACCCAUCUCUUUCCUAUAAAACCAACCCACCUUCACUUCAUCUUCUUCCACAACCCAAAACACUUUGAUUUACAGAGAGAUAUUCAAUAUCCCAUUCACUACUCAAUAUCAGUUCUUUUACUGUUGAUUGUUGUUUGAGUUUUGGAGGAAGAAAAUUAAGAAGAUGAGUCAUAUAGGGAAAGCUUGGAUAGUGGCAGCAAGCGUGGGAGCAGUGGAGGCACUCAAGGAUCAGGGCUUCUGCAGAUGGAAUUACACUAUGAGGUCUAUUCACCAACAUGCCAAGAAUAAUCUCAGGUCUUUUUCUCAGGUCAAGAAGCUCUCUUCUUCCUUUACCGCCAUGGUUUCUAGCAGAGUGAGAGACGAGAAAGCAAAGCAAUCAGAGGAGUCUCUGAGGACUGUCAUGUACUUGAGCUGCUGGGGACCCAACUGAGGAAGCGGAUCUGGAUAUGAAGAUGAUGAUCAUCCUACCACUGAAUCAUCCAUGGAGGGCAUAUCCCAAGAAAGUGAUGAGAACAAUCUUAGUUCCCUACUUCGCUCUCUCAUGCUAAGAGCCUCUCUUCUUUUUCUUCUUCUUCUGAUAAGACGGGUGCGAACAAUGGCGGGUAAGAUGAGAAAAUGAAGAAGAAGACAUAGAAAACAUUGGGAAAAGUCAUGUACUUGAGCUCCUGAAUCCCCAGUGAAGCAAUGGAUAGAGAUUUUGGGACGUGAUGCAAGAGUGCAAAAUUUGUAGAGAAUCGCAGAUAGAUAUGAUGAUUUUGAUUUCAAUGUGUACUUCCAAA
This is a messenger RNA of Vitis riparia (riverbank grape), 1246 nucleotides long. RefSeq lists its product as uncharacterized. The record is from RefSeq and is a predicted model, not a curated record. The transcript is spliced from 2 exons. The coding region runs from base 631 to 897 and encodes 88 amino acids. Lineage: Eukaryota; Viridiplantae; Streptophyta; Magnoliopsida; Vitales; Vitaceae.